UGUGUGUGAGGUGUGACUUUGGUUACAAAGGACGUCAUUUUUUCUCACAUUUACACAAAUGUUCUGUCACAUUUUGCAGGUGAAAGGUCGUGACUGGAAAUAAGGUCUGCAGACCAGUGGGCGUGACAAACCAGAGCAAAGCUGUUCAGUGAAGCAAAGUCACGUGACGAUCGGUUUCCAAACAGCAAAAAUAAAAAAUGGCGCCACCGCAGCAUGUUUGUGGGAAAUGUCUAUCAAGGCCUAAAUCUGACGGAGAAACUGUUCCUGAAGGACGAUCAGCAGCUCCUCUAACACGUUUAAAUGCUGAGAAGUCCACAGCUUGUCUAGUUUUUAAUAUUUGAAAAGAGUGAAUAAGACUUCCCUAAAACCAGCAGAAAAUCCUGGACUUUCGUUCAAAUGUCAACUUAUAAUUGGCACGGCACCUGUUGACUCAAUAAAACUGAUGAAAUAAAACUGAUCCAAGGUGCUUCCAACAUAAGUCCCUAGACGGGCCUCAUAAAGAAGGUUUGGAUUGACUCCUUCAAAAUAAAAAUCACAUUAUUCCUCCGUUUUACAAGAAAUUCAUUCAGUUUCAGCGGUUUCUGGUGAUUUCCAGGUGGUUUGACCAAAUGUUGGUAUGAACACAAUGUUGAAAUUAUUGAGAGUCACAAAUCUUCCUUUUAGAGAAUUCACCAACAAAGUCGGGCUCCGAACUGUUAGACGGAUUCUCUUGGCUCUAGGGUACACCGAUCGAGACGUCAGCCGGAACCGAGGGCAGAGACAGAACCAGGAAGAACUCUGCUGCGGAGCCUGCGGCUGAAAUCCAGCCACCAUGACUGAUGCAAGCAAGAUCCUGUAUGGGGACCGCAGCGAGGUCAACAACGCCCUGGCUCAGGCCGACUGGGCCUCCACGAAGCUGGUGUGGGUUCCCAGUGAGAAGGUGGGCUACGAAGCCGGCUCGCUGAAGGAGGAGCAGGGAGACGAGUGUGUGGAGCUGUCAGACUCUGGCAAGAAGGUGAAGGUCAACAAAGAUGAUAUCCAGAAAAUGAAUCCUCCCAAAUUCAGCAAGGUGGAGGACAUGGCAGAGCUCCCCUGCCUGAAUGAAGCCUCCGUGCUGCACAACCUGAAGGAGCGAUGCUACUCGGGACUCAUCUACACGUACUCCGGUCUGUUCUGUGUGGUGAUCAACCCCUACAAGAACCUGCCCAUCUACAACGAGGAGAUAGUCAACAUGUACAAGGGCAAGAAGAGACAUGAGAUGAGCGUAGACGUCAUCAGGCCCUGGCCUCCAGGAAGAAACUGGAGAUGGACCUGGCUGACCUCGCAGCACCGAUCGAUUUAGCAAAUAAAGCACGAGACGACGCGCUGAAGCAGCUGAAAAAACUUCAGGCUCAAACGAAAGACCAAAUGAAAGAGCUGCAAGAUCUUCGUUUGUCCAGAAAUGAAGCUGUCAACAGUGCAAAGGAGGCUGAGAAGAAGAUCAAGUCCUUGGAGGCAGAUCUGCAUUUCCAGGAGGACCAGGCCACGGCAGAGAGACUCAAGAGGCAGCUUCAAACUGAGAAGGAUGAGCUCCAGGAUAGCUUGCGCGCGUGCGUGUGCGCGCGCGCGUGUGUGUGUGUGUGUGUGUGUGUGUGUGUGUGUGUGUGUGUGUGUGUGUGUGUGUGUGUGUGUGUGUGUGUGUGUGUGUGUGUGUGUGUGUGUGUGUGUGUGUGUGUGUGUGUGUGUGUGUGUGUGUGUGUGUGUGUGUGUGUGUGUGU
Messenger RNA from Nothobranchius furzeri (turquoise killifish), 1736 nucleotides. NCBI's taxonomy places the organism in Eukaryota, Metazoa, Chordata, Actinopteri, Cyprinodontiformes, Nothobranchiidae. The record is from RefSeq and is a predicted model, not a curated record.